This is a messenger RNA of Anopheles coluzzii, 4175 nucleotides long. RefSeq names its product interferon-inducible double-stranded RNA-dependent protein kinase activator A homolog (gene loqs). The transcript is spliced from 7 exons. Lineage: Eukaryota; Metazoa; Arthropoda; Insecta; Diptera; Culicidae. The record is from RefSeq and is a predicted model, not a curated record. The coding region runs from base 840 to 1994 and encodes 384 amino acids.
CGGGGCGUGACUAAUUACAGGUCGUCGCAACAUAUGGAUGUAGCGUUGGGCAUUAGGCGGCGGCAAGAAGGAAAUUCACCAUACCCAACCCCUAUUAAACAAACAACCAAACUAGAUCCCAAAAUAAUAUAAAUUGAUAACGGCAUGUGAUAAGUACGAGAUAAAAAAAUGAUUUACAAACCACACGUCAUGGAAUGAAAUUCGUUUAACAUAUUGUAUCUUAUCAGCCAAAACUGUUCGCAUCAAAGCAUACGGAUGAGUACAGGGAAACAGAAUGGCAUAAGUUGUACAGAAAAUGCUGUCAUUAGAAUGGAAUUCCUAAACGACCUGAACGAACCACCGUUACAAGCAACAGGUAGCGCGUUCCGCCGAGGGUCUAAAUUGUUUGUUGAAACCCAGUCCAACUCUACCAACGGCAUACAAUCAAAACAUUGACCACACAGAAGCAAAAGGGGCCGCAUAUUGACGGAGGUGGUCUUCUCUCUCAUUAUUCAGCGGACUAUGGUCAGCAACAAUUACGCGGAGCCGCCGCUGGUUUUUAUGGAGGAAGGUUGUUACAUAACCCUGACCAUCGCAAGCAAGCAGUCCUCACCAUCAAUGGGGGUGGUUUGUGUGGCUCAUCAACGGCAACGGAGUGGUUGCAGUAUGUGUUUCUCCAUUUCGGUGGCCGUUUUCAUUUUCCUCCGUUGAAAGGCGUCUGACGAUGGUGUGGUGCCGUGUGGACGACGUUGUUCGUAGUAGCGAUUUCCUUUACUCCGCACACAUCACAGUGGAACAUUAACUCUACCGGAACAUUACAACAAACAUCGGUACACGUGAAGGAAAAGGAAAUUGCGCCAAUGGAGGAGCACAAUAUGCAUUUGGGCCAACCGAUGCCGAUGGCCAUGUCGGACGACCCACCAACCGGGAACCCCAAUCCGCACCAGGGGAAGAAGGCCUCGCGGGGUAAAAAGGCACCGAAAGUGGUGGAGAGCUCCCAGCCGAUCGAGGAAGCGCUCAAGUCGGAACUGACGACGAACAACAUGAAGACGCCGAUCUCGGUGCUGCAGGAGCUGCUCAGCCGUCGUGGCAUCACACCGCAGUACGAUCUGAUACAGGUGGAAGGAGCAGUGCACGAACCGACGUUCCGGUAUCGUGUUUCGUACCAGGAUAAGGAUGCAAUGGGUACGGGCAAAUCGAAAAAGGAAGCGAAACAUGCCGCCGCAAAAGCGUUGAUAGACAAGCUAACGGGAUCGAUAUUUCUCGACCAUCCCGCCGUAUACAUGAACGUCCACAAGCCAGAAGUCGUAAAUGUGCACACCAACAAUAACGUCAACGGAGAGGAGGAACCGACCGGCAAUCCGAUCGGCUGGCUGCAGGAAAUGUGUAUGGCCCGCCGACUGCCACCGCCAACGUACGAGACGGAAACGGAGGAAGGAUUACCCCACGAGCGCCAGUUCACUAUCGCCUGUGUGGUACUGAACUACCGUGAGGUUGGGGAAGGCAAAAGUAAAAAGAUCGCCAAACGGCAAGCAGCACAGCGGAUGUGGCAGCGGCUGCAGGACCAACCGCUCGAACCGAGCCAAAUAAUGCAGCUGCUGGACGAGGAAGGCAAUGAGGAGCUACGCCAGACUGGCUAUGCCGGCCGCUAUGCUGGCCUAAAGGAUGUUUGCAUACCAACACUCACGACCAGCCAGAGCCAUAAGGUGUCCCAGUUCCACAAGGCGCUCAAGUCCCGUGCGGGCAAAACUUUGCAGCAGCUGCAGAACUUAAGCCUUUGCGAUAGAAGCAUCGACUUCAUACGCUUACUGGCCGACAUAGCGAAGGAGCAACGGUUUGAGGUCACGUACGUGGAUAUCGAAGAAAAGGCAGGCAACGGUAAAUUCCAGUGUCUGGUGCAACUAUCCACCAUGCCCGUUGCCGUGUGCCAUGGUAGUGGCAAUUCAAUUCAGGAGGCACAAUCGUACGCGGCGCGGAAUUCGCUCGAGUAUCUCAAAAUAAUGACCAAACCUUAAGCGGGUUCAAUAGUAAUUGCGAGUACCGCGUUUACUAGUCCUUGCCGGAUUCGGAGUGCGCUACACACUGGCCUAGACACUGGCUAGGGUGCAAGCGCGCGCGCGCGUUUUCGGUUUCCGUUUUAAGGCGUACAACUCGCCCGAAUCGUGAACCAGCGCCACAAGAGUCAGGCGCGCGCGCGCGCGCAGAGGAGGACAUUUUGCUGUGUUCACAAGCACCGUUGUGAAUGCAGGCUAUUGGUUUGAUUUGUGACACACACAUUUUUCUUCAUCAUCUUUGAGGAUUUGUUUUUUUGUUUUUUUGCUUUCUACUUUAAGUAUCAAUUUUUCGUAGGCAUUUCUUUUCCUUUCUUUUUUAAUAUUUAAUACCUCGCUGCUAUUAUGGUAAAAUCGUCUGUAAUUUACGUUGAAUUGAUAGCUUUUUUUUUAUUUUCUUAGCUGUUUUAACUUUUUUUGUAUAAAACUUUUAUUAUAUCGUAUUUCAACAACGCUGCAAGCACGGCGGCUGAUGUUUAUUGUAUAUUUUAUCUCAUUUUUGUAUUCUUUUUAUAAAAUAUUUGAACUUUACUAUUCUUUUCAUGAAUAAUGAUAAACAAUUUUGAACACAAUUCGUAGAGAUAUUUAAACAUGGUAUCGAAUAAUUUGUCUUUUGCUUCUGAAUGAUGGCUAUCAUUGGACUGGUCCUUCUAGAAUUGAUCGAUAAAAAGAGCAAUGGGAUGCCCCUUACAAAACCGCUGCUAUUAAUCUAACAAAUUAACGUUAAUAGGUUUCCUGAAGAGUGUAGGAAAAUCUUUUCAAAUGAAUUAUGUGACACUCUUUGCUCUUUCCAUUGUCUUUGCCCCACUUUAUUUAAUUCCAUAAUCCCUUCAACACACCACCAAAUACGGUUGCGCAGUGCUUUAUCAAGCUCAAUCCCGAACAGACGUAUAGGUUUUGAGGAAACAGUAACUCCGCGUUUUGAUUCUAUGAAUAGAAUAAGAAAUUGAAAAAUUGAAAUGUUUGAACUUACAGUUUAUUGAAAACCAACCAAAAACAAAAAAACACAAGCGCUCGCAAAAAGACAAAAAAGAAAAAAGGAUACGUCAAAAAUGAGGAAGCAAAAAUGUGUGUUAUUCUGCUGGUCCACAGAUAUGGCCAUGAAAGUAAAAUACGGCUCCUGGCUCGGUGAUACCACAAUCCUCCGCACCAUCGUUUUCACGCACCACGGAUUGGCCAGCGGGAUGGGUAUUGCAUCCACUCAAACAGCGGUCCGUUGUGGCCGGGUGGGGGGAAAACGGGAAACACCCAUAAUCUAUCGUAAUACAAGCUAUACUUUGCAUGGAACUAGUGGAUUUUGUUUUCCCAACAAGAAAUGUAAGCAAACAACAGUGAGGAAAGUGUUAUUGUGAUGCUAAUUACUAAAGCCCAACCAUAAACAAAACAAAUCUCACCCUUCAGUGGCAGAUUUUUAGAUGCCAAUAUGUGCAUGUGUGCGUGUGUAUGUAGUUCGUAAUCAGAAUGCAUUUUUUGUUACCUUAUUUCACUUGCUUUAAUAAGUAUUCUCAUAAGGAGACGUUACUACAAUCAGGCAAAGAUCUUCAUACAAUCAGGCAUCAUUGCUCUAUAAACUCCUUACCAAUGGUUGUUUCUUGCAUAGUGUUAUCUUACUCAUUGAUAAUUGCAGAGUUUUGACCGAUAAACCAUUCUAUUUAUCGAUCGCCAAAAUACCAAAAUAGGUUUGCGGUUUAACAUCAAACUCCUUGUCAAUUUCAACGUUUAUUUUCAUUAAUUUAAUAUAUUUAUCCUCUGCAACACACAUUUACAUGUACACACAUGCAUCUAAUACGUUGCUACUGGGCAAUCAGCGAAUUUGGCAAACAGAACAAUGCAUGUAAUUCUUUACACGAAGAAAGUAUGGUUCAUAUGGAACUACUUCUCCGGUCUCUACUAUUAUUACCACUACCAAUCUGCAUCACGCUAAUCAAUUUAUAUGUUAUAAAUCAGUGAAAGAUUAAGGGAAAGAGAGAGAGAGUGAGGAAGAGAGAAAUAGAGUUACUACAGCAAAGGAAAAAUAAGUGAGUGUACUUCAUCAUUCUAGUGAGCAGCGUCCCAUGCUUGUAGGAAAAUGGGCAUUAAUUUAAUGCAAAGUAUAGAGGUUGUAUGAUUGAUUGGAUGAAAAUAAACUUAUACCUAUGGGAAAUA